Molecule: messenger RNA, 1757 nt
Organism: Fundulus heteroclitus (mummichog)
Lineage: Eukaryota; Metazoa; Chordata; Actinopteri; Cyprinodontiformes; Fundulidae
Product: transducin-like enhancer protein 3
Exons: 4
Biological process (GO): regulation of DNA-templated transcription; negative regulation of canonical Wnt signaling pathway
Cellular component (GO): transcription regulator complex; nucleus
Molecular function (GO): transcription corepressor activity; protein binding
Source: RefSeq, a predicted model, not a curated record
CGUGUUUACGUUCUCUUCUCCAGGCAGUUCCAGGGCCACACCGAUGGAGCCAGCUGUAUAGACAUCUCCCACGACGGGACCAAGCUGUGGACCGGAGGGCUCGACAACACCGUCCGCUCCUGGGAUCUGAGGGAGGGCCGGCAGCUCCAGCAACACGACUUUACCUCACAGAUCUUCUCACUGGGCUACUGUCCCACUGGAGAAUGGCUGGCUGUGGGGAUGGAGAGCAGCAACGUGGAGGUACUUCACCACACCAAGCCAGACAAGUACCAGCUGCAUCUACACGAAAGCUGCGUCCUCUCCCUCAAGUUUGCCUACUGUGGUAAAUGGUUUGUGAGCACGGGGAAGGACAACCUGCUGAAUGCAUGGAGGACUCCUUAUGGUGCCAGCAUAUUCCAGUCGAAGGAGUCGUCCUCCGUCCUGAGCUGUGACAUCUCUGCGGAUGACAAAUACAUCGUGACGGGUUCUGGUGACAAGAAGGCUACCGUCUACGAGGUCAUCUACUGAGGAGGACGGGCUCCCUUUCAGCACUUCUACUGAGAUUAUUUUCCUGAUUUAACGUGGGCCACAACAGGUUGAAGCAAACUACAUUUUUUUUUUUCUCAAACCUAUUUUGGAAACCAGCUGCACUGUAGGCCUGUGGAAACUCUUCUGGAAGGAUUUUUUUUUUUUUUUUAAUCCCUCGUUUUGCAUUUUCGGAUGUGACUGGGUGGAGCGGCGCUUCAUUUCUGAGAAACGAAUUCCUCAAUCCUGUACACUGUGUAAAUACUGGAUUAAAUGAGACGUUUUAUAUAUUAUAAAAGUAUAUAUAUAUUUUCAUGUCCUGGGUGUACUUGCGACCAUUGUUUUUGGUCGCUCUCAUCUGAGAGAGAAACCAGAAUGCAGACGGGAACUUUUUAAAUACUGCACCCUGAGCGUUUUCUAAAGCACAUUCUGCAGGCUGAUCUUUCCGGGAAUCAGAGGAGCUCAAAUCUUGCAAUGUUGAACAUUUCAUGGAGAUUUUUUUUUUUUUUUUUUUAAAUGGCCUUAAGUCACAUUGCUCUUAACGGACAAACUGUGGUCGGUUCUCCGACUCGGUGGGACCUCUACAGGAACGAGUAGGACGUUGGUUCAGGAAGAGAAACGGAUGUAAAUUUACUUUCUGUAUAAAAAAAAAAAACUGUACACGUGUCCUAAUGUUCUGGUCUGUGUGUGCUUUCCCCUGUUUGUGUUGAUCGCUUGUGGCAGAUGGAGGAUGUUAAAGUGCAGUCUAACCCUUGGACCUCAGCUGGCAGCAGAAGCGUUGCAAAAGGCACAAACAGCGCCUUUUUUUUCUCUAAACCCAUGUUAUACAGAUUCUUUAGCUGCUCCAGUGAUUUCUAUUCAAACUCAACUCCAGCGGUCCAAUCUGUGCUGCUGAAAUUCCUGCGCCCCGCUGUAUCCGACCAAUAUUCCUGGAAUAUGUUGUUUUGGCUGUGAUGGAGAGGAAAGGCGGACUGUGCACGUCCGUCAGUCCUCACAGAAAUGUUCAGUGCCUGUAAAUGCUUUUUGAGGACGGAGGGAAGCACACAUGAAAACCCAUACUGUAGGUAGCAAAUGAAGCUGAGGGUAAAUACUUCUGGUCUGUUUUACUGUGCUUCUCAUCCUGCUGGCAUUUUACAACAAAAGGGGGAAACUGCACCUCUGAUUCACACCAAAGUAUGUAGCAAUCGCUGUCGGCACUGAAAACAAAUGUACAGUUGUUAAUGAAUCAAUAAAACUGUUUUUUUUCUAGGAUG